AGUUGUUUAAUAAUAUUCAAGGCAAACAUUAGUAUUGAGCAGUACCUGUCUCAACAGACAAGUCUUGGAAGGAUCAUAGACAGUAUGGGGUCUCUCUCACUGGCGAUGAAUCCAGACCAGGUAUUAAAUGUGAAGAGGAAGACCCAGUAUAAUGUGAAGAUAUCAGAGGACAAAGGUGGGUUUUGUUCCAUCAUGGGCAUUUGUAGCCUGCCAGGUGGUCAGGUUAUUGUUGCAGAUCGUAAUAAAAAUAGAGUGAAGAUGUUAAACCAGCAUUAUGAUGUUUCCAGUCACUGUGAUGUGUCUGGUCCUCCAUUCGACAUUUGCCAAAUCACAUCCAGUGAGGUGGCUGUAACUGUUGAUAAAGCUGUGCAAUUUAUCUCUGUGAUCAAUCAGAAGCUGAAGAAUGGGAGGAAGGUCCAGUUACCACAUAAUGCCUGUGGUAUUGCCUUCCAUCAGGGAGCCCUGUAUGUCACCUCUGGCAUUGCAAUUUACCACUACACUCUGACGGGAUCACUUGUAAAAAAGCUGUAUGAGGACGCAAGUGGCUCUUUUACAGUGUGGAAGUGUGCAGUGAGUCCUGCUGGGGACAGGAUCUAUGUCACCAACAAUCCCCAACACAAGCUCAUCACUCUGGCAACAGAUGGCACCCUGCUAUCCACCUUCAUGGACUCUGAACUACUAAACCCACAGGGUUUACAUGUCACACCUGCAGGACAAGUCAUUGUCUGUGGAUACAGCUGUCGUACUGUCAUACAGGUGGAUAGUGAGGGAAGAAAGAAACUGGCAACUCUGGUAUCACAUCAUGAUGGCCUUCCAGCUUCUGUCUGCUACAACAUGAAUACUCACCAGAUCAUUGUGGGACUAUAUUGUAACAAUAAAAUCAUAGUUAUGGAUUUGCAGUAGCUCUUCCAGUGGAAAAAGAAACAUUGAUAUCAACAUGUUUUUUUAGUUAUAUACUUUUUAUGAAUUGCACAUUUAAUCUUAUGUGUCUAUGUAUAGAUAAGACAAAAACUUAGUAAUUCAUUUUAUCUUUUGGUUAUUAUUUUAGCUUUUGAAAAUGUGUUGUUUUGAUUCUGUAAAUAUUGUACAAAACUAGCCUGAUAUGGUAACCACUAUAUAAUUAUGAGUUCUUUAGUCUUGCUUCAUAUUAGAUAAACAAUAAAAAUAUCUUAACUUAAUAUGUCCUACCUUACCGAUAGCCUUCACCCUUCCAAAAAAAAUUUGAAGUAUAAUUAAAUCUUUUUCUAAGGAUUUGAUGAGUUGUUAAAUUAAUUGUAUCAAUUGGACACCUGCUUAUAAAUUGACGAACAAAAAUUAAACGGCCUUGUGUCUCAGAGACAAUAUAUUCAAAAUUGAACAUGCAGUGAUGUAAAUUGCAAAAAAACAAACAGAUUUGCCUAUUGAUUUAUCUAUCAUCAGCUACCUGUGGUAGGCAGUGGCAAACAAACAAUAGUUUGUAGUUUUUGUUUUAAAUGUUGUUGGUUACAAAACAAAUGUUUUUUUAAGAAAAAAACAGUAUGAUGAAUGUAGGUAAUACAGUCAUGUACUGUUAUCAUGUGUAGUUAUUAUGUUGAUGUAUAAUUAUUUUAUUUUUUGUAUACUCUGAUAAAAUGUGUGGAAUGAUCCAUUUGCAAGUUAUGAGAGAUAAAUAUGUUUUUGUUGUUAAAUUUAUUUUUAAUAAAACUUAUGGUUCAUAUGUGCCAUUUCCCUA
This is a messenger RNA of Dreissena polymorpha, 1711 nucleotides long. RefSeq lists its product as uncharacterized. The coding region runs from base 85 to 903 and encodes 272 amino acids. Gene Ontology annotation, molecular function: ubiquitin protein ligase activity; protein binding. Gene Ontology annotation, biological process: protein polyubiquitination; proteasome-mediated ubiquitin-dependent protein catabolic process. The record is from RefSeq and is a predicted model, not a curated record. The transcript is spliced from 3 exons. Lineage: Eukaryota; Metazoa; Mollusca; Bivalvia; Myida; Dreissenidae.